UUUCUUCUCGCGACAAACGACCUCUCAGAGGCAUGAUCCUGGAUUUAGGGGACGACUACAACCGCCAGACGAUACCGACAAGCCUGUGUAAGGAGAAACGUACCUAGAGAGAGAAAGUAAAAGUAGAGAGAAGGGAGAGAAAGCAGAAUACCUGAACUUGCAGAGAAGAAUGACGAAAGCGAAAGGGAGGAGCCUAUUUAUAGCAAAAACAAGGGCACAUCCUCCGAAGCGCAAUCAUUAGGUCUACAGAAACCUAAAUGGGCCUCAAAGGCCGCCUAAAUACCCAAAGGCUUACUCGCCACGGUUCGGUUUCUCGUUCAAACCGAUCUCUAAUCGAGAUGCCAGACUGAAAUUAAUCCCCGAUUUCGGUCUAAACUGGUUUUCUAACGUAAACCGAUGAGAUAAGCUUGAGCUCUUAUAUCGGGGUAAUUCGCCUACCGAGUAAAACGUGCCUCCGUAACAAAAACCUCGGCGAGCAAAGCAGAUCAUGAAGAAGUACUACUCUAAGCGACUAGAAACGUUAAUAAAACGGCGUGCGACUAAACACACUAGGACCUGAUAUACGAACGAACCUGACCCACAAAUUCACUGAGACCGCUACGCCGCUCACAAGUGAACUGGGGGGGGACUUAUUGUAGGAGAUGGAUUACAUCCCUCCACAAGGCCCAUCGAAUAACAGGCCCUAGCCCGGCAAGCUUGACCAGUUUAGUCGGUUUAAGCGGCUAAAGAUGUCGGCUCGACCCCAGAGUACUUUUAGCCGAUCAGCUAAGCCUACUAAAUAUGCUCGGCUUAUAGAGAACAGUACCAAGGCCCGCAUACUCGGCCUUUAACGACAGGGCCCAAAGGACGACACGAUUAGGGCAUCACGGACGAGGACACUAUAAGAGGAGAUGAGGAGACAACGAAAGGAGGACUUUUGGACAACACACACAGAAGCGGCUAGAUCUAGGGUUUCCUAAUCAUCUCUUUGAUCCUGUUGCUUAAACCUUUGAUCUUGUCUCCUUAUUUCCCGUCAAUCUUGUAACCUCUUGUUUGAUUCUAAUAAAAGCGUCUUUAGUCACCCCUUUCCUACGUUCAUCAUUCUAAUCAACCGCACAAACAGACACCUUGUCUUCGAAACCUUCUGGUGAGGUGGCUAGGAUGGGUCCUCCACCUGGUAUAGUGGAGAGAGCCACUCAACCCACAGUCGGUUUAGAGAAGAUGCUUGAGACUCAUGGAGAAGGAGGUCGGAAUCUUGGGUCUUUACGGUAUGGGUGGAAUAGGUAAAACCACCCUUCUCAAACAAAUCAACCAGAAGUUACUUGAAAAAAAAGAUGAAUUUGCGGUGGUGAUAUUUGUAUUGGUGUCUAAAAAUCUACAAGUUGAAAAGAUCCAAAAUGAUAUCGGUGAAAGACUAGGCAUCUGUGACGAGGCCUGGAAGAAAAAAACUCAAAAAGAGAAAACUUCUCAUAUAUAUGGUGUUCUUGGAAAGAGAAGAUUCGUUAUGUUAUUAGAUGACAUAUGGAGGAAAGUGGAUUUAGAAGAAGAGAUUGGGAUUCCAUUACCCUCACCAGAAAAUGGAAGCAAGGUCGUCUUUACCACUCGCUCGAAAAAAGUUUGUGGGCGUAUGGGAUCUCAUGACUUGGAAGUCAAGCAUCUAGACCCGGAGCAUGCUUGGGAACUAUUCCGUCAGAAAGUGAGAGGUACGACAAUAGAAAAUGAUCCAGAGAUCCUCCAGCUAGCAAAAAAAAUAUGUGAGAAAUGUAAAGGCUUACCCCUAGCACUCAACGUUAUUGGGGAAACAAUGGCAUGCAAAACGUCAGUACGCGAGUGGCAGUAUACGAUUGAUGUUCUAAAUACAAAUGCGACCAGCUAUCCAGAAGUUAAAGACGAGAUUCUUAAAGUUUUGAAGCUUAGCUAUGAUGAUCUCGGGGACGAGACAGUACAGCAAUGUUUCAAGUACUGUGCUUUAUUUCCAGAAGAUGAUGAGAUUGCUAAAACCAUGUUGGUCGAGUACUGGAUAUCCGAAGGGGUCAUAGAUGGAGGUGGAGAUAGAGAAAGAGCAAUCAACCAAGGUUAUAGGAUAAUUGGUAUCCUCAUUAGUGCAUGUCUAUUGAUGCCUGUUGAAACUUUAGAGUUUUUAACAAUACAUGAUGUACUUCGCCAAAUGGCUCUUUGGGUUGCAUCUAAUUUUGGGGAAGAGGAAGAGAAAUUUAUCGUCAAGACAGGUGCUGGACUGCAUCAGAUGCCUGAGGUUAGGGACUGGAAAUCGGUGAGAAGAAUGUCACUGGCAAAAAAUGAUAUUCAGAGAAAGUGUUACAAAAAAUUAUGGGGCCAUCACCGGAAUUGGAAGAAAUUAUAAGCAGAGAAAAGGUUUCUGGUAUACUAAAGGAGGGAUCGAGUAUUGUACCCUUUCGAAAACUACAUACGAUUCACUUAAUUUCUUUGGUGGAACUGAAGACUAUCUACUGGGAACGGUUGAAAUUGCUAUGUCUAAAGAGCAUGCUUAUAAAAAAUUGUCCAAAGCUGAAGAGGCUUCCAUUUAACAAGGAGAGGUUAGAAGGAAAUGACAUUAACCUAGUAGUUGCAGACAAUGGAGAAUGGUUGGGAGGACUUGAGUGGGAAGAUGAAGCUACUGAAGACUAGGUGGAUCCAUCCGUAUCAGGUAAAAAACAAAAAGCAUAUAACAUGUUUUUCAGUGUUUAUCUUACAUCAACCGUCACUUCACAUCUGCUUUAAUUAAUAUUCUCUGGUCGCUCUCAUAUAAGACAUGCAACUCCACAGCUCACAGCUUCCGAGACAAUCCAUUUCUUGAGUUGCAACUAUUUGUCUUCAGCUUCUGUAAUUGUAUCGUAUUUUCUUGCCUCAUGUUAUGAUUGUUUUGAAUUUGGUGUUAAGAAACUUUUAUGCGCCUUGUGUGUUUUUUAUUUAUUUUACUUUUGUGAGGUUUUAUAGACGCAAGUGUGAGUGAUACCUCAAAAUGCUAUGUACCAAAAAUAAAUAAACUUGUUGUGUGAUGUACCGAUUUUGCGUGGUGAGUAUAAAUUUGGUAUAAAGUUAUUUGUACACUUUGGUAUAAAAAUCUUAAUUGUACACUUAAAAAGGAGGAUUUUGACCGUUUUGAUUACAAUUACGCUUGCGACACAACACACAAUGAUUUGGUUUUCAAUAUUACACCCACUGACCCACACAAGCAAAAGUUUCGAAGAGCUUUUCAUUUUCAUAUGCACAAAGAGAGAUGAAGAACAUUAAUCAACACAGUUCCCAUUGUCCAGCUCCCAGAUC
Molecule: messenger RNA, 3264 nt
Organism: Brassica napus (rape)
Lineage: Eukaryota; Viridiplantae; Streptophyta; Magnoliopsida; Brassicales; Brassicaceae
Product: probable disease resistance protein At1g61300
Exons: 1
Coding region: 1214-2341 (375 amino acids)
Biological process (GO): defense response to other organism
Molecular function (GO): ADP binding
Source: RefSeq, a predicted model, not a curated record